GUUAAAUUAUUUAAUUUAACAUGUUGUCUGUAUACUAUCAUGCUUAAUUACUAUCUUAAGCAUUAUAAAUGAAUCUGUAUAAAUGGCCUUUGUAUUUUAUUAAGGGCGUCUCUCCCUACAGGAUCAUCACUUUGAUUUGAGGGUUCUUGGCAGCCCUGCUGUAAAGCACCCCUGCUGAGAAGCAAGCUUGGAAGAGGAGGUUUUGUUUUCGCUGUCCAAGGUUCUGAAAUUGACUGAGCGCCACAAUACUUUUUCUAAAAAUACAGUAAGUCAUUAUCAAAUGUUUGAAUUAAGGCACGAAAAUGUUCCAGGCAAUGGGUUUCCUGUAACCAAAUCAAUAUCCUGACUGCAUGAAGUAUAGCUAUCACAGCUGGCUGACUGACGAGAAUACCAGCAUCGCGUGCAUACUCCUUUAAGAUGAUGUAAUUUUUGAUAACCCAUUAUGUUUUUUUUUUUUUCCCGCCCGCUGAGGCAACAACAGCUGAGGCGGUUAUUUUCCCGCGCCACAGCCCUGCUCGCGAGCGCACAGAGAGUGAUGCUGCAUCAUCUUCACUCCUAAAUCCCUCCAACAUGCAAAACCCUGGAUUAUUUCAGAGGAUCACUCACUGGAUUUUCUUCUAAAUAGCUGGGAUUACUAACCAACAAUUGUAGCAACGAAAUUUGACUGUUUUUAAUCAUUUCCUUUAAAAAACUAUCAAUUCUAGGUCUAUUUGGUCGUCAAAAGUUCCGCUUCUGAACUUGUAUGGAACUUUAGAACUGCCAAACAGAAAACAAAAUAUAUAGUUUUAUUCUAUAAUGCUUGUGCCGAAUUUAAACAGCAGCCUCCGUUUGCAUACAAAUGUACUCUUUUUUUUCAGGCGAAGAAACAAGCGCCCCUGUCUAUCGCCGUGUCCAUACGCUGCUGAGCAACCGUCACUCUCUGGUGUGCGCGUGUAGUUCCUCCUCGGAUAUUCACCGUACUUUCGAUCUUUUGUGGAGAAGACGUGGAUUUCUAAAAUAACGUAACUGUAAGGUACCUGCUCCAAUUAGUUGAAAUGCUAUUUUUAUUGCCAUUUAAUGUGCAUGGUCCAUCGUCUGUAUUCACUAAACCGUUUCCUGAGCUGUAGAGCGAACUUUGCCGCCUUUUUUUCCGGAUAUUUUUUUCACCCAUGACUGAAACAAUGGCGUUAAGUGGAAACUCUCGAGCUAAAGACAACAGUUUUCCAGAUGUUAUUGAACUAAACGUCGGGGGGCAAGUGUAUUAUACCCGUCACGUCACAUUAAUCAGCAAUCCUGGCUCCCUUUUGGGGAAAAUAUUCUCUCCUAAAAAUAACGCAUCGAAUGAUCUUGCCAGGGACCCCAAAGGUCGUUAUUUCAUCGACCGGGAUGGGUUUUUGUUCAGAUAUGUGUUAGACUACCUCAGAGACAAGCAAGUUGUCCUCCCUGACCACUUCCCUGAGAAGGGGAGGCUGAGGAAAGAAGCAGAGUACUUUCAAUUGCCUGAUUUGGUUAAACUCUUAACCCCGGACGACUUGAAGCCCAGUCCCGACGAAUACAUCCACAGUGAUUACGAGGAUGGGUCUCAAGGAAGCGACCAGAGGAUGUGUCCUCCGCCGUCGCUCGUUCCCGCCGACAGAAAAAGCGGGUUCAUAACCGUCGGAUAUCGCGGAUCUUGUACGAUGGGUAGGGAGAGUCAAACCGAUGCCAAAUUCCGGAGGGUGCCACGGAUUAUGAUAUGUGGGAGGAUCGCGCUGGCCAAAGAAGUUUUUGGCGAGACCUUAAAUGAGAGCAGGGACCCAGAUAGGACCCCUGACAGGUACACGUCCCGCUUUUACCUCAAGUUCAAGCACCUGGAGCGCUCUUUCGACAUGCUCUCGGAGUGUGGUUUCCAGAUGGUCGCGUGCAACUCGUCAGUGACGGCCUCGUUCGUCAACCAGCAUACUGACGACAAGAUAUGGUCAAGUUACACUGAGUACGUCUUUUACCGUGGCCCAUCUCGCUGGUCAUCUCCACCUUGCGACUGCUGCUGCAAGGGUCACAAAGGUGAAGGCGAAGGUGAGAGUGGAACCUCAUUCAACGAGCUCUCCACCUCCAGCUCGGAGAGCCACUCCGAGGCCAGCUCCCCGCAAGGCACCGUCAUCCGUGGCCCGGUCAGCCGGCAGACACACGUGCAAACAUUGGACAGGCCUCCCAAGAAAGGCCCCGUUCAGCAUCUCCUGCAGCAGCAGCAGUCCGAGCAUCGCCGCAAGAGCGACCUACUCCGGACGCUGACCGCGAGUUCCCGGGACACCAGCACCUGCAAGAAGCGGCCAGCGAAAGAAAAGUUGACUGUGGAAGAGGAACUAGAGAAGUGCAUCCAGGACUUCCGCAAGAUCAAGAUUCCUGAGCACUUUCCCGAGCGCAAGUACAUGUGGCAGGCCGACCUCCUGCGCAAAUACCGUCUUUGAGGAACGGUGGCAACCGUUUUCAAACCUUGAGCGCAAGCUACAACAAUGUACGUGUUCACUACUACAACUACUAUUGCUAGUACACACCACACUACUACUGCCUCUGACUUUCUUGUCAAUGCCGGUCGAUAACCCGAGCGACCACUUCAUCUGCUUGAAUGCUAAUUGUUUACUUGUAAACACCUGCAUUUUUGUAGAGUUCCAGAGAGACGCAAGUGUUUUCGAAAGACACACAGCUACUCGUCUCAUUGGUUUCGGUCUCCCUUGCAGAGCUACACAAAUUUGUGUGUAAUUGUAUGUUUGUUACAACUGAAUUUUUGACCUCGGUAUGUUAGUGCCACAGCGAUUGAGUUGAGGUGGCCCAGAGGUUGAAAGAUGAAUGUGUAUCCACCUCAUAAAUAAUGCAUGUGGUCCCAACUGUGCCCUUUCUAAGAAUAGCCACUGCCUUGGCGGACGUGUGAGCGGGUUUCCAUUUCAAAACUCUGAGAAGCACAGAAGACUAUGGAGCCAAAUGUGUUUUCCCUUUUUCAGAUUCUCCACGUUCCAUUUUCGUACCUCAGCAAAGCUGCAAUCAGUGGCUGUGAAGACCCCUCCACAUACAGUCAUGACAUAAAAGGGUUGUGGGUGGAAACUCAAUAGCAUCACAUAAAGGCUUUGAAACUGCUGCCUGAAACAUAUUGAUUUAAACAUGAUAUUCCAAAUGGGAGUGGAUGAUGGCUUACUCUUGAGGUCACAGGUUAAAUACUGAAUGUUUGGGAAAACCGUUUAACAGGAAAGGAAAUACAACAUUAGGGAUAUAUUCUGAAAGCAAUCACACACUGAACAACACAAACAUAGUUUAGGGUUGUGCAAUCUUUAUGCUGCUGUAUUCAUUCCAUCAAUAACAAUACUGAGUGAAUUUGAUGGCUUUGAUUAUAUGUUCCGGAAGGACUAUUAGACAUAAUGAGACCUAUGUAUAUCUGAUGAUAAUUCAGUGUAAACGUAUUGGUGUACGUAAUGGUUAAUAAUGAAUACAAUCCUUUAUAAACAUCAUGUUUUUAGACACACCAAUACCAAGCAGCUUAGAUAUACAGUAUAUAUCUUUAAUUUAUAUUUAAUUCUAUUUAAAGUUAAGUUUAAUUUAACAAUCAUUUUGCAAGGAUUUAAAAACCAAUAUAAGCAUCAUAACUUGCUGCUAUUGAAUUAUAUUUAUUUUCAAACUAUAGUAGACAGACUUCAAUGUAAGGGGUAUAGAGUAAUAGCUACAAAUUUAUAAUAAUACCAUACAUUUAUUUUCAAACAACUGAUGCCAAGGUUAAAUUACAACUGAUAAGUAUGGAAGAUGGAAAAAAUGAUCUGCCUCUUACAAAAAGUUAUUUUCCUUUCUUUCUUUCUCUGCUAAUUUCCUUUAUAUUAUACCUUAACUGCCUAUGAUGAACAGCCUAAACCUAAGUUUACCUACACAUAUUUUUAAUCUUAUACAAUUAAUUGUCAAAAAAAUGUGACUGGAUGUUAAAAAGAGAGGUACAUUCUCAUCACAGAUAUAAUGCAUAAGACCUUUUGAUUAGCAUUCAAUUCUGUGUACUGAGCAUCUAUCAUUAAUAUAUAUAUAUAUGCUCAGAAGAUAUAGCAAAUAUCUUUGUAACCUCACUUUGUGAAGUGUGAUACACUCCAGAUGCAAGUGAUGAAAUUGAUUUAGAACUUUCUUUUCUCAAAGUAGCCUUUUGAAUUAGAAUAUAAAUUAAGAUUUAUUGAGUGCUAAUCAAAAUGUAGCCUCCAGCAUCUCAUUCCCAUAUCAUGAAGUCUAUUCACCAGAAAUAUGAAAUUAAAGGGGAGAGAGAAUAGCAUGUAUAAUAGAAUAUAUAUGAUUUAUUAUCUGGGUACUUACAGGAUACAUUAAAAUCAUUAUUUUAUUGUUUUCCUGCUCUAUUCCAAACACUGUCCAUACUGUAAAAUAAUAGCUUUGCAAAUCACUUGUAAAUAACAUGAUAUUAAAAUGUAUUUUAUAUGAAUUACCCUUGUAAUCUGUAAAAGAUUACUCUUUGACCACUCAAGACAGCUAAAUUAUAAUAAAAGUGUUUGGAAUCCAUAUGAAUGGUAAUUAUAUGUCAAUAUUUAUGUAAUAAAUAAGUAUCAUAUGAAGCUACAGUAACAGAAUAGGAAAAGAGCCCAUUGUGGAAGUUAAAGUUGAGCUGUUAUGUGUAACACAUGAGCACAACUCAUCUAAAGCACAAACUCACUGCCAUUUUUACCAGGAAGGACCUGGAGAUUCAGGUGGCAUUCUAGCUGUGCUGUGCAGGCACCACACAUUGAUACAUUAGAUUCUAUAAUCGGCCAUUUCCUCUUUAUUUCAUAUAAGCCUAUAUCUAUAUCUACAAAACUUGGGAGAUAUAUAGACAAGGCCUUUGGUGGUAAAAGCAACUUGUAUGGUAGCCAGACAGAGAGCCCUUGUGAAAAAGUGUGCUUAAUCAAUGCAUACUUGUAGAGUACUUUAAAUCUUAAAAGUAUAUUUAAAAAACACUGUACUUGCAGGCAAUUUAAAAGGCCACUUAAGUGUACUUUCAUGUUUCUCUGUUUCUUAACACACUUAAAGCUGCAGUCCGUAACUUUUUUUGGUUAAAAAUGAUCCAGCAAGUACAUAACCUGCCAGUGUUCAAAACACCUUGCCUUUGCCCGAUGCACAACGGUAAGCUUGUAAUAAUGUGGUACUGGUGGGUAUUCGCGGGAAAUUUGAACAUGUUGCCGGUUGUCUUUGCGUCAUUACGUCACGUCUGUUUACAUAAAGAACGAGUCUCAGCUAGUAGGCUAUAUCGCAUGUCAGGCGGAUUAUUUAUAGCCUUUUCUCACAGCAGCUGCAAUAAUUAAACU
Megalobrama amblycephala (Wuchang bream) is the source of this 5273-nucleotide messenger RNA. RefSeq names its product potassium channel tetramerization domain containing 16b (gene kctd16b). NCBI's taxonomy places the organism in Eukaryota, Metazoa, Chordata, Actinopteri, Cypriniformes, Xenocyprididae. The record is from RefSeq and is a predicted model, not a curated record. Bases 1149 to 2426 code for a protein of 425 amino acids. Gene Ontology annotation, cellular component: postsynaptic membrane; presynaptic membrane. The transcript is spliced from 2 exons. Gene Ontology annotation, molecular function: protein binding. Gene Ontology annotation, biological process: protein homooligomerization; regulation of G protein-coupled receptor signaling pathway.